GGGGUCCGACUUUCGACUGAGCCACUCGGUUGCCUGAAGCAGAUGGCUGGAUGCGGCCAGAAAGUGCCAGGACGAGAGGGCAUGGCGACGCUGCGAAGGCUGCAGCGGCCGAGCUGCAGCAAGCGGUGCGCUCGCCCAGGCGGCUCUCUCUCCAGUUGCUGUCGAACAUUGCCAGAACCAACGUUCAGGUCAACCGCUUUCACUACACCAUCCUGGUGUCCGCGGCUUCCGCGCACUGGCAGCUUGCCAUGGCAGCGCUCCGCGCGUCGCAAGCGGCGAACCUGGAGACCGAUGCGUUCCUUUGCAGCGCGGGCAUUUCCGCCUGCGAGCAUUGGAGUCGUGCGACGGCCCUACUGCAUGCAGCGCAGAAGUGGAACGAGGUCCUUUGCGGCGCGGCGCUUGCGAAGCUUCGCGGCCGCUGGGAGAUCGCUGUGGGGCUUCUGGAGCCCAUGGUGGCGGCCCAGGUGCGGUGCAAUCGGCACAUGCUCAGCAGCUUGGUGGCCGCGAGCUGGCUCCUGGCCGUGAGCAUGGUCGCCACCAUCGGGCGCGAGAUCGGCCUGGACUCCGUGGCCGCCUGCGCCGCCCUCGGCGCGGACGGGACGUGGCGCCGCGCCGCGCGGCGGCUCGAGGCCUUCCAGCAGCAGCUGGUGCAACUGAAUGCGUACUGCUACAACACCCUGCUCAGCGCCUGUGAGCGCGCGGACCGCUGGGCGCCGGCCAUGCGAGUCUUUCAGCAGUUCCAGCGGAAUGCUGUCAGCUUCAACACCUUCAUCAGCUCAAAUGCCCAGGCGGGCCGCUGGCCGCGGGGCCUGGCCUUGGCGCGGCAGAUGGCCUGGGCAGCGCUGCAGCCCAGCGAGGUGACGGCGGCGAAUCUGUGCAGCGCCGCUGAGAAGGCGAGGCACUGGCAGCUGGGCCUCCACUUUCGCGGAGGCGGCGAGAGCCGCAGCAUCUUCAGCUGCAGCGGCGUGGUCAGCGCCUGCGAGAAGUGCGCCCAGUGGCGGGAGGCCUUGGCAGUGCUGGGCGCCGGUGAAGCUUCGAUCCCGGCGCAAAAUGCGGCGCUCAGCGCCUGUGAGAAGGCAAAGCAAUGGCUCACAGCCCUGCGGCUCUUGGAGGGAGAAGACGUCGUCACCUGGACGGCGACGCAGACGGCGGUCAGCGACAACUGGGAGCUGGCGCUGGGUCUGGCCACGAGUUGGGUGGCGCGGGGCUGGCGGCUCAGCGCCCUGCAGCUCGACGCACUGCUCCGCGCCGCGGCGAUGCCGGCAGACGCGGACGCGGACGCCUGGCGCCGGGCGGCGGCGGUGGUGUUGAGGCACGGCGCCCCACUGCCUGCAAGCUUGGCCAGCUGCGUCGCAGCUUGUGAGCGGGCAGAAGCGCAGGUGGGCCGGACGCCCCUGACGCCCCUUCUCGCCAUUUGCUGGCCCUCUGCGGCGGCCUUCUGCUCGCCCGACAGCUGUGCAGACUGCGGCCAGGCGGAGUGCGGAAUAGAGCCUGGCUGCAUCAUCCAGCAUCAUGGCAACUUCGAGUCCUACUGUGUGACCUGUCCGAACACCACCUGCCUCGGGGACGUGUCGCUGGAUGUGACCGCCGGCUGUUCGGAUGCCACCAACGUCUUGGUGUCGCUUCUCAUGGGCAUCAUCGGUGGGCUGUUCGCGGCCGGACUGCCCUGCUGCUGCCUGAGCAUCCGGUGCCAAGAGCUCUGGGCAGCAGAGUUCCUGGACGAGACGAGCCCGGGGGUGGCUCGUGUUAGCGGCAUUAUCAAGGAGAAGAAGAACCACGACUCUGUGAAGAGGGGCAGCUCCUUCUCAGUGAUCAUCGACUUCGAAGCCCAGAGCGAGGAUGGGAACCUCGUCCCGGUGCGCGCGCACUGCGCGAGCCAGCCCUCCUUUUGGAGCAAGGUGAAGGUGGGCCAAAAGGUCGAGGUGUGCUACCGCAAAACCUUCAUCAGGGAGUUUGUGAUCGUGGAAGACCUCAUCCAGAAGCUGAUGGAUACCUCGGGCAAGUACUUGCUGGUCAUCGCGGGCGCCUGCUUCAUGGUGCUGGGCAUCUCCUGCGGUUUCGCCGCGUGGCCGCUCACCGGCUGCUUCCUGGGCGUGAUCCCGCUGGCCGUGAUGAUGGUGUGCGGGGCUGUGGCGGGCCAUUUCUUCGUGCUGCGCUUCGCCCAGAGCCUCACCCAGCGCCAGCACUAUGUUUGCACCGGGCAGGCGGCCCAAAGCCCCAUCCGGCAGUCCAGCCGGGCCUUCUCAGAGCCCGACCAGCCGGACCCUGAGCUGCUCCAGUAG
Messenger RNA from Effrenium voratum, 2282 nucleotides. The record is from the annotation of a GenBank genome assembly. NCBI's taxonomy places the organism in Eukaryota, Dinophyceae, Suessiales, Symbiodiniaceae.